Messenger RNA from Botrytis sinoallii, 1626 nucleotides. RefSeq lists its product as uncharacterized. The record is from RefSeq and is a predicted model, not a curated record. Bases 1 to 1626 code for a protein of 541 amino acids. Lineage: Eukaryota; Fungi; Ascomycota; Leotiomycetes; Helotiales; Sclerotiniaceae. The transcript is spliced from 5 exons.
AUGUAUGUUUCAGGUCUCCAUCUCUCAACUAUCCUCCUCCUCAUCAUCAUUCCUUUUACAAACCUCACCAUUGCCACGCUUCCACCAUUACACUACACCAUCAAUCGUCGCGAUGAUUCUUUCCCCGCUCCCGAUACUGCUAAUCUUACCUUUCUCCAAUCCACACUCGCAGAUAUAAAUGCCAGAUUCACAAAUUCCGAAAGAAUACUGAAAGGGAAUAAAGUCGUUAGAGUGCCCAAAAGAUGGCACGAUGGCCAAAAUCACCAAUACCACAAAUUUGAAACCCCGAUCUGGAACAUAUCUCCAACCAGGAACUACUCUCUCGGCGAAGUCGGAAAUUCUGGAUCUUGGUUUACGUCGUUGAAAAUUGGCGAGCCUUCCCAGAAUGUGGAUCUUGAUCUUAAUAUGUUGACGGCGGAUUUUGCGAUUAUCAGUACGCCGAGUGGGAAGGGAAGUUUUUAUCUCGAAGAGAGGAGUGGGACCUAUAGUGUUAGUAAUGAGAAUGAAGAGGGAAAGGGGAUGAAUUUUCGGGUUGAUAUUGUGGGAUUACCGUUGGGGUUUGACAUGCUUGCUGGCUUGAAAGGGGAUAGGUAUAUACCGGUCAAUUUUGCACAUUGUAGACCGCAGAAACAGUGGAUUGGUAGUCUGGGAAAUAGUGGUGCAAGUCUGGGGUUGGCUAUAGGAGAGGGGCUGGGACAGGUUGGGGGUUGGGAGGGAGGAUUGCUGGGGCAGAUUGUUAAGAGUGGAAUUGUUGAUACUGAGAUCUGGAGCUUGAUGCUGAUUAAUGGACAUGAAGGGGUGUUUAGUGUGGGAGGAUCUUCAGUCGAGGCGGUUAGAGAGGUGGAAGAAUUGAUCGAGAAGGAAUUGAAGAAACUCGAAGCAGGUGGGGGACGUAGAUGUCUUGCAAACUGGAACGAUGGAUUCAGAAAUAUGAACGGAUUGGAACUGCAGUCCAAACACGACGAGUUUGAGAAAAAUUCAGAGAUAGGAUUGAUGAAGAGAGAUGGAUUUUCAUCGGACAACAAUGAUGUGACUUGGAAAACGAAUGAUGAAAGUGUUUGGGAAUGGAGUAAAGUUCGAGGUGCAGAUGGAUGGUGGGAAAUUCUCAUGAAAGGAAUUUGGGUUGACGGAAAUAAACUUAUUCAGAACCAGCCGAUAGUAUUGGAUGUCAAUACUCCCUACAUAAUCGGUCCACCACAUCAAGUCCGCAAUUUGUACUCAUCCAUAUCCGGCUCUCGUCAACUUCCACCACCUUAUGAUCAGUUCCAUGCCUACCCGUGUUUCAACCCACCUCACUUACUACUCGAGUUUGGCAAUUUGAGAGUCAAGGUAUUGGAUGGCAAAAGGGACGAAGGAGGGUUUUCACCCGGAGGAAAAUUCAGCUUGGGGAGGAUGGAGAGAGGUAGUGGGUAUUGUGUGGGAGUUAUAGUAGAGGGCAGGUUUGGCAAGAAAGAUGGCCGAAGUGAAGAAGUUGAAAACGAUGGCGUGGAUGGGAAUGGAAUGGAAGAUAUGUGGAUUUUUGGAGAACCGUUGUUCAGAGAUGUACAGGUUGCUUUUGAUUGGAAGAGAAAAGAGUUGGCAUGCAACGAUUUUGAGGUCUUACUUGACAAUACCAAUACUAUCUGA